This is a messenger RNA of Plectropomus leopardus (leopard coralgrouper), 1761 nucleotides long. RefSeq names its product RAD1 homolog (S. pombe) (gene rad1). Gene Ontology annotation, biological process: DNA damage checkpoint signaling; DNA repair. NCBI's taxonomy places the organism in Eukaryota, Metazoa, Chordata, Actinopteri, Perciformes, Serranidae. Gene Ontology annotation, cellular component: checkpoint clamp complex; nucleus. The record is from RefSeq and is a predicted model, not a curated record.
UCCGGAAAAGACGAGAAAGCGGAAGUUGUUACAUACAUGGGCGCCUGUCUUCAAAACAAAACCGCACCAGUUUCCGAAACACACAUUUUGCCACGAUGCCUCUGUCAACCCAGUCACAAGCCGACGAUGAGCAAUACGUGUUAGUGGCCAGUUUGGACAAUGCUCGCAAUCUGUCAAACAUACUGAAAGCCAUCACAUUCAAAGACCAUGCCCUCUUCAACGCUACUCCCAACGGCCUCAAGGUCACCGUGGAGGACUCCAAAUGUCUGCAGGCCAAUGCCUUCAUCCAGGCUGAGAUCUUCCAAGAGUUCACGAUAAAGGAGGAUUCAGUGGGUUUUCAGAUCAACCUCACAGUUCUGCUGGACUGCCUCAAUAUCUUCGGAGGAAGCACAGUACCAGGAGUGUCAACAGCCUUGCGGAUGUGCUACAGGGGUUACGGUUACCCUCUGACCCUGUUCCUGGAGGAGGGUGGGGUCGUGACUGUGUGCAAGAUCAACACCCAAGAACCAGAGGAGCCAGUUGACUUUGAGUUCUGCAGCACCAACGUCACAAACAAGGUGAUCCUGCAGUCCGAGAGCCUGAAGGAGGCCUUCUCUGAGCUGGACAUGACCAGUGAGGUGCUUCAGAUCACCAUGUCCCCAAGUCAGCCAUACUUCAGGUUGUCUACAUUUGGGAACUCUGGAAAUGCCCAUUAUGAUUAUCCCAAAGACUCUGACAUGAUGGAGCUGUUUCAGUGUAACAAGACACAAACCAACACGUACAAGAUGUCCCUGUUGAAGCCGUCCACCAAAGCCCUGGCUUUGUCCUGUAAAGUUUCUGUGAGGACGGACAGCAGGGGCUUCCUCUCUCUGCAGUACCUGGUCAGGAACGACGACGGACAGAUCUGCUUCGUAGAAUAUUAUUGUUGUCCUGAUGAAGAGGUGGAGGAGGAGUGAUUACAGCCUGUUGAACUCUCCUUUAAAUGAGCACCUUACUUCAGCUUCAGCGGUGGCCAGAUGCUUUAAAUGAGAUGGCAAAGUCCGCCAGAGGACGCAGUGCCGCCAUUGCUGUGCACACGGGAGGUAAAUGCUGGAUUUGUUGGAUGAUGGACACAGUGGGAAAGGUUGUUUUAUUAAAGUCAGGUCAUCAUUUGUCAGACCCAUUUGAAAGGAGCAUUGCCACUGGAUUUGUAGGAAGAUAAUAUACCUGGUCUCCUUGUGUUAAUAUGUAGAUUACAUACAUAAUGUCACAGACAAAUAUGGAAAAAUGAUUGUAUCACAAUUACUGUAUUUUGUAUCAUUGGAGACCCAUUUUAAUUAAGUCCAUCAACAUGUAAAUAUUGCCUGCAACUAAAUGCUUUGUGGUCCAAUGCAUAUUAUUCAGUUUCUCAAGGUGUGCAGUGUAGGGUGUGUACAGUAGGUGCACUCUCCACACAGGCCUUCAGUUUCUCUGUAUAUAUGCUGCGCUCAAAUGUGGUCAUGCUUACUAUGUUGGCGAGAGUCCAUUUGAAUGCCCCUCUGAUGUGUUAUUCAUAGCCACCUAAUUCGAAACGUUAUGCGAUCUCAAAGUUCACGUCUUCCUCAUGUUGUAAACACCAGUUUGAACAAAGCAGUACUGCACACUCUUAUAACUGACCCUAAUGUUUAAUGUGUAUGCUGACACCUUUGUCAACUGUUUGUCUGGAGUGUACACGAGAUGUUGGAGGCUCCAAGUUUAAAUCGUUUUAUUUCCAUGACAUAGAAAAAACAACUGUAGUCAACUCAAUAAACACUUUUUUUUACA